GGUAGCCCAGUCUAAAUGAAGAACGGAGUAGCGACAGGGAUGAGUAGAACGAAGAGGUCGUAGUAAGAAGCAUCAUCUAUGGCGGAAGAACAAAAAGAAGAAGAGAAGCUUCCUCAACCUUCCGAUCCUCCUUUACCAUUUGAUCCCAGUCGAAUGGUUGGUAUAAUAAAAAGAAAGGCGUUGAUCAAAGACUUAGCUGCUGCAUACCAUGCUGAAUGCCUUCAAUAUUGUCAAGACCUUUUGGAACUUCAAACUAAAUGGGAAGAGCCAUUUAUUGACUUAAAACCUCCAGAGGAAUCAAAAAAGGAGCCAGUGCGACCCUCUAAACGCGUGAAAAAGUUGCGCUAGGUUUCAGGAUGGUUGCAGCUCGACUCGUAUCAUAUGUCAACAAUAUGCACCAUCAGAGGAUACUUUUUAGUUGCCCUGGGUGCGUUCUAUUCAUCAGCCGGCAGUUACAAAGCAUGUCUUGCUGCUUGUAAAAGCAAGAGACAUAAUAUAUCAACUUUAAUGGUUGUGUUGUAUAGAAUAACAUUUUCAUUCCUGCAUUCAGCUAUUGUAUAUGAUCCUUUGCAAAUAUGUUAGCUCCCAUUUAAAUUGUAUUUCUCUGUUUCUAAUUCAAUGCAAGAAACAUUUGACAACUCUC
This is a messenger RNA of Cicer arietinum (chickpea), 643 nucleotides long. RefSeq lists its product as uncharacterized. NCBI's taxonomy places the organism in Eukaryota, Viridiplantae, Streptophyta, Magnoliopsida, Fabales, Fabaceae. The record is from RefSeq and is a predicted model, not a curated record.